Racocetra persica is the source of this 220-nucleotide messenger RNA. The record is from the annotation of a GenBank genome assembly. Lineage: Eukaryota; Fungi; Glomeromycota; Glomeromycetes; Diversisporales; Gigasporaceae.
AUGAAUACUAAAAAACGAAAAUCCAAAGACCAUACUGACUUCAAUGCAAUAUCGAAUUCUGAUACUAGUCUUGAGUGUAAUAAUACUUCUAGUGAUGAAUCAUUAAGUGAAGAUAAUAUUAGUACAGACCUUAAUAUUAUUACAGAUCAUUCUGAUAAAACUAGUGAUACAGACCAUUCUAAUAAAAAUAAUAAUCCAAACCGUUUUAAUAAAAAACCUG